AUGAAGGCGGCUCUGCAUAGGGAAGUUAAUCAAGUCAACUCAUCACCCUUCACCGAUGAUGUGGAGCAAGCUACACCUCCAAAGAGGUUCACAACACCAUCCAUCACACCGUUUAAGGGGGAUUUUGACCUUGAGAGCCAUUUAAAGCACUUCAAGAGUGUUAUGAUCCUGUACAAGACAGAUGACGCCCUAAUGUGCAUGGUGUUCACGAUGACCUUGAGAGGAGCAGCUCAGGAUUGGUUCCACACUUUACCAUCUGCAUUAAUCGACAGCUUCAAAGAGUUUUCCCUCGUUUUCACAAAGUAG
Messenger RNA from Prunus armeniaca (apricot), 306 nucleotides. Lineage: Eukaryota; Viridiplantae; Streptophyta; Magnoliopsida; Rosales; Rosaceae. The record is from the annotation of a GenBank genome assembly.